GGUUCCCUGGCAGAGACAGCGGGGGAGAGAGAGAGAGUGUGUGCGUGUGUGUGCGUGUGUGUGUCCGUGCGGGCGCCCCGGCCCCUUCCCCGCCCCGCCGCAUUGUGGAGGGAGGGACCGCGGCCGCCUCCGCCGCCGUGCGCGGCCGGGCGCUGUCCGAGGUGCUGAGCCCGGCGGGACGGGCGCUGUCCGUGGUGCUGAGCCCGGCGGGACGGGCGCUGUCCGUGGUGCUGAUCCCAGGAGAGCCGGACGACGUCCGGGUGCUGACCCAGCGGGGCCCGGAGCUGUCCGAGGUGCUGAGCCCGGCGGGGCCGGGAGCUGUCCGAGGUGCUGAGCCGCUCUGCCCGGGCGACACCAUGGUUUUCGCUCCAGUGUUACAGGUAUUAUUGCAGAUUCCUGACCACAAUACCCAGAUCAAGACAGUAUGGAAGGGCCUGUUCAUGAAUGCAAAAAAUGCUAUCAUUAACUUCUUCGAAGGUGAGAAGCCAGGGACAGAGCAAGAUGAAGUUAAGCUGCAGAUUGCCAGCAAGCAGAUUGUGCAGACUGCUAUCCUCCGAGCAGUGCAACAAGUUUCCCAGGAGAGCCAGCAAAAGGAGAAGCGAACAAACACUGGUACAAGCCUCCAACUAGAAAGAGGAAAACUUACCAAGAAGCAUGAAAAGAAAGCACUUCAACCACUCUUCCAGACUCUAAACCAGCUGUCUCUGAUUCCUGUGGAGUAUCCAACUGAGAAGAGACAGGAGUGGUAUGAGUUAUCUCGUGCCUCUUUGGCAGCUGCAGUUCAGCCUCCCAUCUUUGCCAGUCUGCUCCAACAACGCCAGAAUGUUCUAUAUGCCCUUGGUUGCACCUCUGGAACCUGUAAUUGUCUCUUCUAGAAAAUGUAGGAUGGGCUGCAAAUCUGGGAAAGGUAGUAAAAGGCUUUUUAAUGGAACACAGCUACAGGUAGCAAUCCUGAUCAACAGCCAUGGGGUCCUUUACUUUACACAGGAAAAGAAAAUAAAUAAACCAACAUCAACUCAAUUAGGUGGUGGGUGCCCCUCAGCCCUGCAGGAAUAUCUUUCACUUUUAUUUUUCACCUACUGUUGUAUUUACAGAUCAGAUCAGUCAGAGCCAUGCUAGCAUAGAAAGCCAAUGAGGAAAACACAGAUUUUCAGUAGUAUUUGAUACUUCUUUUCAUCACCUGACAAACAGAGAAGGUGCUUGCAAGUUCCCUCAAAAUAAAAUGAAAUAAUUUUGAUGUUUAAGAACCAUAUUAAAUAACAUUUUAGGUUGACUGCUCUGGAGGUGAGGUAAUGAAUUUGACAUUUAAGGAUAAUGAUGGCAAUGACUGUGCUCAGUUACUGAAACUGGGAAGGCACUUCCUUUAUCAACAGAGGACUAACAGCUUUAUUCAUAUUCAUUCCAAGUCAGAGGCAAGUAUCCUAUGGGUAAGUAGCUCAAUAGUACCCAUCACAAUUUAUAAUAAGAAACUGUUGAUCAUACAUGACACUCCCUGAUGUAGAACUGAAGAUUUAUAGUGCAGAGAAUAUAUGAGGAUAUUAAAAUCUUUCACUGCAAGCUGAGGAGGAGGUAGACAGAGGAUACUUACUUAAAUGUUAAUUAAGAAUUUUCCACAUCAACGCUCCUUUUCCACUUCUUGCCACUGCAUAUUAAAAUACCACUGGAUACUUCAAAUCAUAAUUUAAAUUUUGUAUAUUUAGCACAAUUCUGAGUAUUUUUAAUGUCUUCUGUAGAUAAAAGAUCAUAAAUCUUCCAGAUGAAAAUUCUUUCCGAACAGACAAUCAAAUUAUUUCUAUUAUUUUGACACUACUGGGCUAACUCUUUUGAAUAACCCUUUUUCUAAUUCUGAUAUAUGAUGUACACAGAGGAUGAGGGAAAGAGGGGUUUUUCUUCUUCCUCUUGAAAACAGAACAAGAUGGAUUUGUUGAAGCCUAUGGCAAGAGGAGAGAGGGCUUUCCAUGAUAAAGAUGGAGGAGAUCACCCUGUGGUUAGUGGAAAUUUUGUACCCAAGCAUGGGGUAUAUAUCAUCACAGGAAAGACUUGGCCUCAAGAAAAAGUGAGCAGGAGUGUAGUCAAUAAGCAGAUUCGUGUACUUGCAUUAUUUCUAGUAGAAAUUGAAUCCUUUCAGAAAUAACAAGAGAGACGUUUGAGCAGUCAUUUACAUAGUGGAUUUUGUAUAUCUGGAACCUGAAUUUCUAUGACUUUCACUGGGUGGCAACAAAGCCACUGCAUUGCCCUGAAAAGUAAAAUAAUGUCCUCUAAAAUGCUGGCCAGAAAAAUGACUUCUCAGAAGUUAUCUAGGGGAAAAAUUCUGGAGCAAUGAACUAUUGUAAAGCUAGAAAGUAAAACUUGUUCUGAAGGCAUAAUGCUAAAUAGAGCAGGCUUCACAGUUGGAGCCUUAUGGCUGAUGUAUUAAAAAUCAAAUACAAACAAGUAAAACAAACCAGACAACAACAAAACCCCAACAACAACAAAACGUGUUUUCCUUAAUAAUGGCAUCUAGACAAAAUUCUCUUCUAAGUGGAUCCUCCAGUGUCUAGUAAUGUAGGACCUCCCACUGCAGACUCCCCAGAAUGGCCUGUGCAGCUACCUGUUUUCACAGACUUUGCAAGAGCCUAAUUUCUCUAUUUGCUAGACCUUUGUUAAACCUAAAUAAAAGCAGACAGCAAACUUCACCUUCCCAUUUCUGUUGCUCUGAAAGCUUUUUAGACAUGCAUUUAGAAAAGCCUUCAUUUGAACUUUUCUUUUAAUGGAACCUGGUAAUGGUGUUUUCUGGUAAUAAAAUUUCUUCAUCUCA
Messenger RNA from Taeniopygia guttata (zebra finch), 2797 nucleotides. It is a transcript of the gene AKAIN1, whose product is annotated as A-kinase anchor inhibitor 1. NCBI's taxonomy places the organism in Eukaryota, Metazoa, Chordata, Aves, Passeriformes, Estrildidae. The record is from RefSeq and is a predicted model, not a curated record.